This is a messenger RNA of Pseudomyrmex gracilis, 540 nucleotides long. RefSeq lists its product as uncharacterized. Bases 1 to 540 code for a protein of 179 amino acids. NCBI's taxonomy places the organism in Eukaryota, Metazoa, Arthropoda, Insecta, Hymenoptera, Formicidae. The record is from RefSeq and is a predicted model, not a curated record. The transcript has a single exon.
AUGGGUUUUCGCUCGUGGGAUCUGUACGAGUAUCCGCUGUUACAGAGCACAACGUCUCAUUCGUGGGCUGUAAAAGCGGCGACACAGUUGGAAAAACCGCGUUACAUCAUUUUUGCGUUGCAGACCGGUCGAAAGAAUGUUGUCAGCCGAGAUUGCUCACGAUUCGAUCAUUGCAACUUAUCCAAUGUAAAGUUGUUCCUAAAUUCGGAUUUCUAUCCCUACGACGAUUUGAAUCUAGAUUUUGGUAAGGAACGAUACGCCAUUUUGUACGACAUGUACAUCAAAUUCAGACGAUCCUACUACGGAUGUGACGAGGACGAGUCGCUUCUAACGUUGGACAAGUUUAUCUACUGCGGACCGCUCGUAGUCAUCAACUGUUCGCGCCAAAACGAAACGGUCAAGAGCGCCACCGUUGACGUUCGCAUUGAAUUCAACUGCAAAGAAAAUGUACCCACCGAUACAACCGCGUACUGUCUGGUUAUACACGAUCGUAUCGUCGAAUACAACCCGCUGACCAGCGUCGUGCGACGUAUCGUUUAG